AUGCCGCUGCAGUCAAAGAAAACUCCUAAAACAUAUAACGGAUACGAAGUUACCAGAUCCUCCAUUCGAAGACUCGAAAACGAGGUAAAAUCACUUAAACGUCAAGUUGAUGAAAUAAUUGCUCAAAAAAUUUACAGCCACAGUGAAAGCCAAGGCCCUGACAGCCAAGCUUUAAACGAGAUGAGGCAAACAAUAGAAUCCAAAGAAGAGCUCAUUCUGCGGCUUAAACUUAUGCUUUAA
Molecule: messenger RNA, 240 nt
Organism: Blepharisma stoltei
Lineage: Eukaryota; Ciliophora; Heterotrichea; Heterotrichida; Blepharismidae
Source: the annotation of a GenBank genome assembly